AUUAGCUCUCAAAAGAAUAUAACAGGACCCAAGUUUCUUGACCUAGUAGCUUUGGUGCCACAACUCCAAUCCUAAAUCCUCAGGGACAUCAAAGUCAGUGCUCAAAACGACAGCACUUUAUACCCAGCUGGCCUGGAACAUGCAAGAAACCAAGCACCUGUCAAUCAAUCCCUCAAACAACUACCACCUCUUGCUUUGACUUUUAUUUAUUGCUAUAAAAUGAUUUUAUCGAUAAAUCUUUGAUCUUGAAGAAGACCUGAGUUGUUCAUCUGCCCCAUACAGGGUAGGGUAUAUUGAGAUUUUGGUUUUUGUUGUAGAAAGAUUUUUGAAUCAGAUUGGUGUAAGUUUUUUGCUAGAAAUAAUGGAUCUUGAUUUGAACCAAGAGCCUUUAUACCCUUCCAAUGACUCGCUGUUGGGACUAGCAUCCAUACGAGAUGAAUUAGAAAACACCCAUGGUCAUAUAGAAGAACGCCUCAGGCAGCUUGAAGCAGUUACUUUCAGGGCUAGACAACGACAGAGAUGGAGACAAAGUCACUUUACCCCUCAAACAGUGAAUGUUUCUGUGGAACCAGCUACUGUUAAUGUUCGCAGUGAUGGUGAGCUGCUUAUUGGGGAGGCUAGUGUUGCUACUGAAGAAAGGAGAGAUGAGAUGAAUAAAUUUGGCAAAAGAAAGAGUACCUAUUUGAUAGCUAAAGCGUUAGGCAGGAAUGGGAAUGGUAAGAAGGCCAGAACUGACAGGAGGAGUGUAUUUGAUUGUAACGUAUGCCUUGAUAUGGCACAAGAUCCUAUAUUAACUUGUUGUGGACACCUGUUUUGCUGGCCGUGCUUCUAUCAGCUGUCUUAUGUUUACUCGAAUGUGAAAGAAUGCCCUGUUUGUGUGGAAGAGGUUACAGAUACAAGUAUUAUUCCAAUUUAUGGCAAUGGAAACAGUGAUGAUAACAAGAAGCUCAAGUUAAAGGAGUCUGGCUUGAGGGUUCCUCCUAGGCCCUCUGCACAAAGAGUUGAGAGUGUGAGACAACAACUCAUUAAUCACGGUGCAUUUUCUUCUUCCAUUGAGGAAAGAAUGCGGUAUAUUGGCAAUGUGCUCAUUGCAAUGGGGGAGAUACCUCCGUCAGAGGGUCUUGAUGGUGUUCCUCUUGAAUCUGACAGAAUCAGUUUCUUGGCAAAUCGAACCAGUACUUCUCAGGCACUGCCUUCCAUAGGAGCAGACAGGAGCCAGCACCACCGUUCUGUUCAAGUUUCUAGGUUACUGUUUCAAGGAGCUGCUUCACUAUCCUCCUUUUCAUCUGCAGUGAACUCUGCAAUGGAAUCUGCUAUGGAAUCUACUGAAAGAUUAUUUGAGGACCUUGGGGCAAUUUUGCACAGCCAUCGUGGGAGAAGAAACCAUCAACAAUCUUCACGUCCUGCUGAUAGAGAUUCAUUUUCAAGCAUUGCUGCUGUUAUUCAACCUGACGGCCAGAACCCGGAUACUGUUGCCGAUGCUGAUUCUACAUUGCCACAGUCUGCUUCUUCUUCCAGGCCUGACGAUGUUGUCACUGUUUCUCAAUUGGAAAGCCAUAGAAUGGGUACUGCUAUAGAAAGCAAUUUUAGUGUGCCCAUUUCUUCAUCUUCUAGAAGAAGAAAUCUAGUUUUUAGGCUUUCAGAAGUGGACAAUAGUGUAGAAACAAAUUCUUCAUCAUCCAGGAGAAGGGUUGAAGUUCCUAGAGCUGCAGGAGCAGACAAUGCACAUAACCGUGAACGUAGAAGGAGAAGCUUGAACUGAUGUAGCCAUAGAAAUAAGGGUUAAAUUGAUUGCAUGUUCCUUGUCUGAGUACUGUGAUUUAGUUGUGUUGUUGGAAACUGAUACAUGUUUGUGUUUAUGAAGACCGUGUUUGCCAAUCUAGGCAUUGAGUGCCAAUUGCAAUUUAAGCAAAAUAUUGGGAUCACACUACAGGUGUUUAUACUUUUGCUGUUGUAGAUUUAUUAUCUGGCUGUUUCAUUGGGAAUCUAUGUGGUUUCUUACUAAAGACACGUUUACCGAAGCACGCAGCAUCAUCCUUGAUUGCAUAGUAGGUGUUCUAUAAGACAGAAAGCAGCUAUUUAACCGGUACGCGCAUGAACUCUUGGUGAAAGAUUCGUUUGGUUCUUUCUGCCUUUAGUUAUAUACAAUAUACAUGUUCAAUAAUUUUAUUUAGUUUUUUAUUUCCUUUUUGAAUUUUUUGCUUCCCUGUUCUUUUGUAUUUGUGAUAUCCAAAUUCAGUGCGACAAGAGACUUCACACCUAAACUUUUUGUUGCUCUGUUAGCCUUGUACAGGCUUCUCUUUUUCUACACAUUACCAUACCAUGUUGUUGUGAAAUUUUUUAGACACGUAACAGUAUCCAAACAACUAGUUGAUGCUUUGUCGAAAGAUGACAUUGGCUAUCACAUGGGUUUCAUUAAGAUAUCUUGCAUGCCUGGUUAAUAUCAAACUGCUAGCAGAUUUGGAUUGAGGACUUUGCCAUCCUUGUUUCAUAUCAAUUACAUCAGUUUCAUGUGCAUGACAAUACUUCUUACCUUUCUUGCUCCAUAGUUUUUCAUGUCCCUUAUUUUUUAGGCUAGGGAUAGAACAGUAAUCUAGUUACUUCUGUUAGAAAAUACAUUAUAUGUCAAAUAUAAAUAUAGUAGUAGAAAACCAUCUCAUGGAUCAUCAAUACAUGGAGUUCUUCCAGAGGGACUUAGGUUUAGUUGAGGUUUUAGUUUUGGGGGGUUUAAGUGUGCAAAGUUUGAUAUUUUAGGUGUGGAAAUGAAUUGAUUAUAGAAAUGGUUAUAGUUUCAGAGUUGAAAGAAACAUUAUAGGCCUUGGACUAUUGAAGGGAAGGUCUCAUGCAAGGUUACAUGGUAGAGAGCCUUAAAUUUUUUGGCCUAGUUACAAUUGCUUGGCUAUUUCUGAACCCUUUUACACGACAUAGUACACACUACACAUCAAUUACUUGCACAGCUGAACUUUCACCUAUUGACCGCAUAUUUACCAACUCGUUACUCUAAGCUAGAGCUACAACUAGUUGGUCUAUCCAGAAAAAUCGCUACCGAAACUAACAAUGGUAUUUUAGAUUCCACCAAGUGGUAGCUCCUGACCUAAUUUGCUGGUGGCAGGGAAAUAUUAGUCUUCCAAGGGAGAAUCAGAAUUCUUAUGUUUAUUAAUGCAACAAUAGUUUUGUGAUGAUUUAUCUUUGAUCCCUCACUUGUGCUGUUAGUAUUACUGCGUUUUAAACUUUGCAGUUUGAACUCAUGGUAUCGUGGCAAGAGAAUGGUUAAAUGAUGUUUUAUCAUUAACUAUUUGUUCAUGCGUGUUAAAACGUUGCGUCUGUUGGCUGGUAACCUACGUAUAUUCGUAUAUUUUUUGUUUUGAUUUUGUAUGUCAAAAAAAAUGAAUUAUAGGUUUCUUCGAAUGUUUAAAAAUGAUAAGGUGUAGUGUCAGGACAUGUUCCAAAUAUGCAAAAGAACACGAGCAAAAACUGUAGGCAGACAAUAUGGCAGAGUCGAGCAAUUUUAAGAACACAGAAAAACAGACUUGAAACCAACCGUUGUCAGACCAUAAACCAGUUAAAUAAUUAUCAAUAGAGGCUUGUUUAAACUCUCCUGCCACAAGCUAAAUAUGAUCGUGUUGUCCCAUCUGCAAACUCCAUUUAUGAAAAGUCCAAAUUUCACAGAGAAAAGCUUUCUGAAAAUUAGAAAAGAUUUGUCAGACUAUCAGACAAAUUAAACGUAUGAAAGCUCAAUUUAGUUUUGACAUUUGUAAUUGAUUUUCUAACAACUCUCUGUUCUCCUGAAAGUAUAAACACGACACAAGAAAAGAAUCUGUUCGCAAGUUCAUCACAUAUCUCAAAUAGCAUUCAAGGUUGAAGUGUUGGUUUUCACGAUGUCUAUUAUCUUUAUGUCUCAAAAUGCUUUCUCUGCAUACAGACAGGAGGGUUAUCGGAUUAGUGGAAAAUCCUGCUCAUUGGACUCUGGUUGAUGCUCAAGGUGUUGGCAAAUUCUAUUACCCAAACAAGUGACUAAAAAAUGCAGAAUCCCUAUAUCCUUUCUUAGAACUGGGGCAAGUUAUUGUGAACCAGUUUGAAGCAAUGACUGUCCAUGGACCAUUAGCUGGGGAGGUAAGAAUGCCUCAGAUGAAGUGUUUAUCUUAAUUUGUGCAUGCAACUUUGAGGGUAGGAUUGGCCCUAUUUCCUUAGAAUGUGAACUAGAAGAUUAUCCAUAUUUGCUUGGGUCUUGCAGGGAAAAGGGCUCUCGUUUGAACUGUGAAUCCCACUAAUAGUCAAUCCAUUGAUAAUCUCUUAAAAAGAGAGCAUGAAUGAUCACAUAUUGAGUCGAGCAUCUCAGUACGUGAUCUAGCAAAGUGGUAGAGGGAAAUCCCUACAGGCUAGUGAUUCAUUACUGGUGAAAGAGUGGGAUCUCACACUAAGCUUCUCAAAAACUAAAGUUAUCCUAAACGCAUGCCACUUCUCUGGUGGACUCUAUUGGAGAGGUAUUAUUAGGUGUUUAAAAAGGAUUUGUAUUGACAAUUAAGUAAAGGUUGGUCUCUCCUCCUCAAUGUUUCGACAAAGAGCAUUAAUGUCUUGCCGGAUUUUCUUUU
Messenger RNA from Populus euphratica (Euphrates poplar), 4592 nucleotides. RefSeq lists its product as uncharacterized. The transcript has 3 exons. Gene Ontology annotation, cellular component: endoplasmic reticulum. Gene Ontology annotation, molecular function: ubiquitin protein ligase activity. The record is from RefSeq and is a predicted model, not a curated record. Gene Ontology annotation, biological process: ubiquitin-dependent protein catabolic process. The coding region runs from base 362 to 1762 and encodes 466 amino acids. NCBI's taxonomy places the organism in Eukaryota, Viridiplantae, Streptophyta, Magnoliopsida, Malpighiales, Salicaceae.